AUGGACGAUGAGGGACUAUUCUACGGGCGCUGGGCGACGAAGACUAAAACGCUACAAGGACAUCCUGAAGAACUUUCUCAAGCACGUAGCAAUAAACCCGAGAUCUGGGAGGGCUUCGCCCUGGACCGGUUGGUCUGGAAAAGGGCAGUAAUGACUGGAGUGUUUGUUUACGAAGAUAACCUGACCGCGGCUGCCAAAGCCAAAAGAGCUACUCGCAAGUCCCGAGCGCCUCCGAUUCACAACUCAAUCUCUUCCAACAUGCUUUCGCUGCCAACUCACAGUCCGCGCGCGGAUCGACCCGUCGGACAUCUCCGGACCCAGUGCAAUAACAACCCAACAACCCCACCGGCUGCCUGCUCGAGCACCUCCAUCUUCACGCCUGCAUCAGCCCCCACCGCUUUCACGCCGGCGACCACCCCCACCACCCGUGAUCCCACUCCUGAUGACCCGCCGCCAUCGACCACCAUCAAUACCGGCUUCAUCAUCCCUGCUAAAACCCCUGAGGCGACGAUUACCAACUCUCCCACUUUCCUGUGA
Messenger RNA from Spirometra erinaceieuropaei, 537 nucleotides. NCBI's taxonomy places the organism in Eukaryota, Metazoa, Platyhelminthes, Cestoda, Diphyllobothriidea, Diphyllobothriidae. The record is from the annotation of a GenBank genome assembly.